This is a messenger RNA of Microsporum canis CBS 113480, 567 nucleotides long. RefSeq lists its product as hypothetical. Gene Ontology annotation, biological process: protein targeting to ER. NCBI's taxonomy places the organism in Eukaryota, Fungi, Ascomycota, Eurotiomycetes, Onygenales, Arthrodermataceae. The transcript has 3 exons. Bases 1 to 567 code for a protein of 188 amino acids. Gene Ontology annotation, cellular component: membrane; signal peptidase complex. The record is from RefSeq and is a predicted model, not a curated record.
AUGCCGCUCAAUUCCCCAGCACCAGUCCCCGUUUACUCUUCAACUGACCUCAAAAAUACCUCUGACGAUGCCAUCACAACAUAUCUUACCCUUGGCCUUCCUAAGCCCAAUAGAUUUGUCGCGAUCAACACAAAAUCUGAUAUCCGCCUUAUACUAGGAUACUCUGCUGUCACAAUUGCCGGUGUAUCUUUUUACUUUGACUAUAUGAAGGGCUGGCAAUUCACGGUGCCUUGGAUGAUAUAUGCGGUGGUAGCAUACUUCAUACUAAAUACGGCAUACACUGCAUGGAUAUGGCUGGUUGAAAGUGGACAGGUGUUUGAAGGGACCACAUCAAAGGGGGAAACGCUUCAAAUUUCGUCUUUGUCCAAAAAGUUCUCACCGACCUAUAAGCUUCACGUCCGACACACUUCGUCCUCGGGAAAUAUUGUAGAGGAGAAAACUAUCGAGGCUCCUUUUGCCAGGUGGUUUUCAGCAGAUGGUACCCUUCAAUUUGAGCCAUUCUCGGAAUGGCUCAAACGUGAGAUUAAACUUGUUGGGGCAUCUUCAUUAGAAGGACCCUCCAAGUAG